AAAAAUAAGUAGAAGAAGAAGAGGGACGCGUUUCCGCUUUCUUUACCUCCAUGCUGAUUUGAAAAAUAUUCAAGUUUGUCUGAAUUUAUUUUAUUAAUUUCAUCAUGUCUAUGAAAUUAAAUUCUCUUUUCAGCGACUCAUAUGUGGAUAUAAGCCAGUAUAGAGACCAACAUUUUAAGGGCAACCGUUACGAGCAGGAGAAGCUGCUGAAGCAGAGCUGCACGCUGUAUGUGGGGAACCUGUCCUUCUACACCACCGAGGAGCAGGUGCACGAGCUCUUCUCCAAGAGCGGAGACGUCAAGAGGAUCAUCAUCGGCCUCGACAAGGUCAAGAAGACCGCCUGCGGCUUCUGUUUCGUCGAAUAUUACACUCGCGCUGACGCCGAGCACGCUUUGAGGUUUGUUAAUGGCACGCGGCUGGAUGACCGGAUCAUCCGAACGGACUGGGAUGCAGGCUUUAAAGAGGGCAGACAGUUCGGCCGGGGCAAGUCAGGUGGCCAGGUCAGAGAUGAGUACAGGCAGGAUUAUGACCCCGCCAGAGGGGGUUAUGGGAAACUGGUGCAGAAACCUUGAACAUAUUGACUUCUGACGUUUUUUUUUUUUUUUUUUUUUUUUACAUUUGAUUAAAAAUGUGUAUGAACAGUAUUUUGACAGGGAUGGGGUGCACAGUAACAGAUCCAGUUUCCUUUUGUGUGUGUGAUAUACAUAUUAGAGUUUAGUGCUUUAGGAAACUCAUGUGUAGUCUUUCUUUUUUAAUAAAGUGUGUAUUAUAAAA
This is a messenger RNA of Carassius gibelio (silver crucian carp), 774 nucleotides long. RefSeq names its product nuclear cap binding protein subunit 2 (gene ncbp2). The transcript is spliced from 4 exons. Gene Ontology annotation, molecular function: RNA cap binding. Bases 105 to 572 code for a protein of 155 amino acids. Gene Ontology annotation, biological process: mRNA cis splicing, via spliceosome. Lineage: Eukaryota; Metazoa; Chordata; Actinopteri; Cypriniformes; Cyprinidae. Gene Ontology annotation, cellular component: nuclear cap binding complex. The record is from RefSeq and is a predicted model, not a curated record.